CGUGGUGAUCGCCAGCCAGCAUAUCUUCUCCUCUGGUCUUCUGAGUCCUUUAACUGGCUUCAUUCUUACCAGCAUCGCCUGCGUGCUGCGUGGUUAAUCAUCCAUCAUCUUCUCUUGGCCUCAUAACGGUCUAGGAGCGGAACUUUGCUCUUCCGCGACCGUUGUUUUAUCGCCGAAGAUGUUGAAACCGUUCCAAAUCAGAGAUCUUCAUGGAUCUCCAUCACAUACACCUGCAGAGGGGCCCUUGGCAUCCACUCAACCCUUGACGAGGGAGCCAUCGUCACCUAGAGCUCGUCGGGGAAUCGUACAGUUGUCUGCUCCCCAGUAUGAUGACCUUGCAUCGAAUCACCCGCGGGCACGGCUGACUUAUGUUGAUGAUGACGAUGGGGAGAUCAUCACUGUUGGAUCGUCUCUCGAACUCUCUCAGCGUCUCGAUGAGCCCAUAGACCCUGCAACUGCACCCGACCCGAUGCCGCAGGCAGCUAUCUCCGAACCGAUGCACCUCUUCGAUAUUCGACGCUCGAACUCAAUAACCGAGUUGUGGAAGAAAUUCCAGAUAAAGCAAGAAGGCAAGGAUGCGGAUACCCGGGCUGGAUCACCUACUGUGGACGCCCCGGCUGCUAGCGCUUCAGCAGAAGUAGGGUCAGGGACCGAGCAAGAGAACGUUGAGGCUACGAGGAACGACGACACAGCGCCACUCAUGGCCGCCUUUGAGGCUGAGAUGGCCAAGAUUCUGGAUGCUUCCAGGAAUAUACAAGAAAAUAGCACUUCUGAAGAGCCUUCAGCUCCCGCUCAGGAGCCAGCGGGAACCGCAAGGGGCAGGACUCCAAAUCCCGCGGAUGCAUUCACUCUUGCGAUGCAGAACCUGCUUAGCGGAGCCGAGUUGCUCAGUUCUGGGGUGAGAUCAAGUAUACCCGAGAUUGAACGGCAACUGGAGAACGCCCAGAGGGCCCUUCCUGGAAAUGUCGGGUCCUCGGUACAAGGUGCUCUUGCGAGUUUGGAAGCCCAGUUGAGACAGCUUACCGGCUCUAUCAACAACACGGUUGGUGGUGUGUCGACAGGAAACAUUCUCCAAGGUGAAAUCCCCACAGCCACUGGCACCGUAGACAGUCUGCGUGCAAUGGCGUCGGAACUUGGAAAUGUAGGGCAUACCUUGUUCGAAGCGUUCGAGUCGGAGUUUGGGUGCACUCGAACCGGCGGCCAACCACAAUCUUCCUCCGAACAAAGUCCAGAUGGCCUCCGUCCCGACCAUGCUGAACCUCCCAGACCGUCUGAUGCCACUGCAGUUAAUAGUGUGGUUCCCGACGAGGUAGAUCAGUCAACCCAGGAUCGGGAUCUUGGAAGCCACGAGACCCAAUCCGGAGAGAAAGAGCUAGGGUCGGAAUCAGACUCCAAAAAUGGCACCAAGAAAGCUGCAGAGGCGGACGGUCCGGCUCGGCCAGGCGGCCCUAACCAGGCGCAGCCAGAUGCAUCUUCAUACGUGCCUCAUGCCCCUCGUGGACGUCAUGGCCCUUUUCCUUUCACACCCUACUUUCAACCACCACCCCCUCCUCCACCGCAUCCUCAUCCCCAUCACCAUUAUCCGCCUCCGCCUCCACCACCUCCUCACCAUCCUCCUUUCUUUGGUCCCCCUCCUCAUCACUUCCACCAGCCCUUCCCAGUUCCACCUCCGCCGCCUUUCUGGCCGACACCCGAAAGUUUGAGUCAUCCUCACUUCCCUGCUGGGCCUCAGGUUCAUCAUCCACAACCCACGAGUACCCAUGCACAUCCCUCCCAACAUGCGGCCCGACAUUAUCACCAAUGUCGUCGUAGCCGUGGUCCCACUAGCCAUCAACAUGUUCAUGAACAAGGCCGUGGUGGAACCAAUGAUGUGCCAUCAUCUGGCCGAGAUGCCACACCGACAGUAACACAAAGCCCCACUAACACAUCAUUGUUCGUCGGAAAUGUGGGCUUCGAUGUUAGCGAGAAGAUGAUCCGCGACGUUUUCGCCUCCAGGGGUUUUCUAGUAGAUGUACAUUUGCCUCUUGAUGUCGGGACCGAAAAGCACGCUGGAUUUGGCUACUUGUUCUUCCCAUCUGUCCCUGCGGCAAAGGCGGCCCUGGAGGCCUUGCAGGGUACGCAUAUUGAUGGCCACGCAAUUAACCUGGAGUUCAGUGACCAGACCCCGGUCAUUAAACUGCACCCUGAGGAACCUUCUCCUCAAGCAACAUCAGACAGUCCCAUGCCUGUUGUUAGUGAUCGGAAGUCCAAUCCAUAUGAACUUCAAGGGUCUACAGCUACACCCGCCAAGUUGGAGAAGGCUUCACUUGGUAGCCAAGAUGGAUCCAAAUCGCCCAGCGGUAAACGUGCCGCCCCUUUGACCGUGGCGGACUUGUGUUCCAAUGAUAAUCGCAAUCCGGGCAACGCAGCGUCUGCCAAUAGUCUGGAAGACUCAUCGUUGGGGGAUUCCACGCGGCUGAAUUCACUCUACCCGUCCCUCUUGCCUGAAGGUGUCCCGAAGUCGGGACCUUCUGAGCCUGUUAGUCCUGCGUUUGAUCGGAUCCCCGAACUUACGCGUGAAUUGGAAGAGUGCCGCUUCCCCCCAGUCUCACAGCUCGAAGCGCACUUUUUGGCCGAGCAGCAGAAGGAAGCGGCUUCAUCCAACAUACAGACGAGGUCUGUCGGUAAAGCACCAGAAGAUAAGAAUCUGAACGGCAAUGCGGCGCUGCAGGGGCUUCCCGGCGCAUUUCCGCAGGAGGUCCGUGGGGACUCGUCGACACGACCUGGACAGUUCUCAGGAACCCGUAAUCUGCACGGUGCACAUGACAAUGGGGAAUCAUCUUUUGGCCCUCGCCGCCAUGUUAGACGUUGGAAGAGCCAGCGACCCCGCUCUGCUUGGCAAGAUGAUUUCUUGGGGUGGGACGCCCCUCGCGGCAUGUUUGGCGGGAGACCGGAAGGUCGUCAUCGUCACCGCGGUGGACGUCGCAACAGUUUUGAAAGCCCUUCAUCCGAGACUCAAGUAGCGAAUCCCGAUGUCAGACAACGCGAAAUUGAUGACUGCGUCUCUACCUUGGUGAGCUUGGGAUAUGGAGGAGCCAGCGACGGUGGCCAUCAACGAAUAGCGAUUUAUGCUGCGGCUGCGGACGGCAGGGUAUCGGAUGCGAUUGAGAUGAUCGAGGAAGAACGCAAGGCAUACGAACAACAAGGAUCGACGAUGUGAUGACCAACGUGGUAAUAGUACUCUUUUUUCUUACAAUUUGAUAUGGCCCAGACUCGUUGUGAUCCCAAGUAGCUGUGGACUUCGCGGUCUGUUUUGAGACUGAUAUUGCUGGAACGCGUGUGCUUUGGGCGGAAUACUCUACAUAUUCCCUACUCCAUCACUAAAUGAGAAAAGUGAGAAUAUCUAUUCGUAUAUUGCUUUACGUAGAG
Molecule: messenger RNA, 3408 nt
Organism: Aspergillus welwitschiae
Lineage: Eukaryota; Fungi; Ascomycota; Eurotiomycetes; Eurotiales; Aspergillaceae
Exons: 2
Coding region: 179-3199 (1006 amino acids)
Molecular function (GO): RNA binding
Source: RefSeq, a predicted model, not a curated record